Anopheles coluzzii is the source of this 4626-nucleotide messenger RNA. RefSeq lists its product as uncharacterized. Lineage: Eukaryota; Metazoa; Arthropoda; Insecta; Diptera; Culicidae. The record is from RefSeq and is a predicted model, not a curated record. The transcript has 9 exons. The coding region runs from base 1536 to 3461 and encodes 641 amino acids.
UAUUGGUAGAAAGCAGGAGCGUGAACGUGUGGCCCAAACCUUUCCUAAACCUUGCAUUGCUACAACACCAAAUAAACACGCGUGACACGAAGUUUGACAGCGCUCUCACGCGUUGCUCUUGCUCUCACUUGGCCGAGAGAAUUUUCCCUUUCGCUCUCUCAUUCCACUGCAAAUUUCCACGAACACCACGCAGCCACGCAGCAGACGGUUCUGCAGUCAGUCAGUUGUUCCGUAGCUUUUCCGUAGGUUAGAUGGAGCGAUCGUGCCGGGUCCGUUGUCGGCUGGUUGGCUAGUUUUUUGAAAGAGGGAGGCCCUCAUUUUCCACACCGACUCGUUUUUCGCUCCAUCGCGCUUUCUCGAUCCAUUUUUUGCCUUCCCUUCCCCCGUCGUCGCCCGCAUCGUACUGUCGCGGCCUAAGCUUAUCGUUUAAUAGGCUUUCACCUACAGUGCCGGAAAAUUAAACCUAAACCCAGUGUCCCAGUGUGUGGCGCAGUGCUGUGUGUGCUGUGUGGUGGCGUUUCGAAAUGAUUUUUUCCUCUCUUUCACUCGCUCGACGCUCGGUGUGUUCUAAUUAUUCAUCGCAAUAGUAAUCGAGAACGUUCUGAGUUCUGAAAAAAACAACCAGAAAGAAAUGUAGUUUGACGCCAUCAGUAUGUGUGUGUGUUUGUUUCGUGGAAAAGCUCUACUAGAAUCGUGUGUGCCUAAUAAACAUCACCUGAUGAAACUGCUGUGAGGUUGUGAAACUCGUAAAAAGGAUAUUUGUACAGUCGGCUUCUUGUUUUUUCCCGGCGCUACGGUGAUGCAUGUAGAGUAUGCAUGAAGUCCUCGUGUGUGUGUGUGUGUGUGUGUGUGUGUGUGUGUGUGUGUGUGUGUGUAUGUGUGUGGCUGUGACAUAAUGCGGUACCGAUCGGUUUCCCAGGGGUUUCACGCAUUGGACCUGCUCUCCGGUUUCCUCACGUUCUCUUCAUCUUCUUCUACUGGCUGCUGAAGAAGGACGGAAAGAAUAUCUAAACCCGCUGGGCUGGCCUGGCUUUAUCCUUGGGUCAUAAAUUGGGAGCACAAAUCCUGCUGUCCCCCCCGGGUGAUAUGGAAAAGCGUGCACCAACACAACCAUCACACCAACGCUGAAGGGGACGGAUGUUGCGGUUGUCCUGUCCUGUGACCAUAAGCACCAAAUGCACCAACAACCAUGAAACAACGGCUCAGCAAAUUGUGUUGAACGGAGGAAACGUGCUUUCGUGCGGCAAAUCGCUUCUGAGGAAUGAUUAUUUUCCCAUACACGUUGUGUGGCUUAUGAGGAAAUUAGAAUUUGAAUCGAUUGAGGGAACAAAGCAAACAAAAUACUAAUUCUCGAUAGGUUUGUAUGAGCUACUACAGCAUUUAUUCAAACGAGCGUUACCAAUAGGCGUGUGGAUAAAGCAUUUUAAUUAAAAACACCCGCCAACGUGCCAGAAGCGGUCGUUCUUUCCGUCGAGCAUUAGUACAUCAGCUGCCUGGUUGAAAGAUUGCUGCACUCUGCUACCUUCUGCCUCGCAAUGGACGGAUCGGCACUGUCAACGUUUCCGCGAGGAGCUCGCCCAAGUCCCAGCAAGCGGGCGGCUAGUCAACCGAUGGCUGCCACAACGACGCUUGCCAACAACACAGUCAGCAGCGAGGCCAGUAACGGUGGCUGCGAACGGAACCGCGAAUCGUUGCCCAACGGUACAAUGGUGCGGGAGCUGCGCCGUGAGCGAGAAGCAGCGCCGCUGGAGAGUCCGCGCGACUCCCCGGCCACGAACCGGAUCCGCACGUUCAUGGGCAAAACGCCGAGCGCCAUCAAGUCCAAGUUCCUGUCCGUGCUGGGCAACAGUACCGAAAUCAUUAACGGAAUCUCCAACAAGAUUGAUGCCGCCCUCAGUCUCACCUCGUCCUCCGACACCGAAACGACGGCCAACCGCAACCAGAUGAAGGUGGACGACAUGCUGCGACGAAAGUACGAAUCGUCCAACAUGAAGCAUCCAGAUGAUACCCGCGGCGAGCAUCAGAUCGACUACGAGCUGCGUCGGGCGAAGGAACGACGGGCGCAUGAGGAGGUCCUUUCGGGGCGCUAUCGGAAUCCAGCCUUCUCACACCUUCUACCGCCACCUACUCCUGUUCCAAGCACACCACCACAACCGGUGCCAACAGCGACGAGUACGACCAAACCGAUGACGACGACGACGACGACGACGACAUCCGCCGGCAAAGAGAGUGAGGAGCGAGUGACGGAACGGGCUCCUUCACACAGUCUCAGCGCUGACUUUAGCCACAGCAACUUCAGCCAGAACUCGUGCUCGCUCGAUUCCAAGUCACCGCAACCGUCGGCGGGCGGGCCGGAUCUGGGCGAGACUGUAGGCAGGCUGGGUGCGACCAACAACGCCGUUGCAACGCUGGAUGGGUUUCCCUGGGGCAGGGACUUUUAUCACGGGCGAGAGCCACGGCUAGGUAUUCCGAGCAGUGCCUCCACCAGUGACAACGAAUCGUGCGCCUUCAGCGGUACGCUCGAGUCGUCCGAGCUGAAGAUGUGGAUCCGGUCCGAGUCGGAAAACUCCGUCCCGUCCUGGGCGUCCUCCAUCAGCCUCGACAGCCAGUCGGAGGAGGCGGUGCUGGACUUUAUGAAGCGGUUCGUGCGCAUUCUCUUCCACGACAGCUCCAGCAUAACGCUGCAGCUCAAGUCGGACUUUGGGCAGUUUGCAAGGACGGAAACUGGACGAUUGUGGUUUUCCCGUUUGGUUAACGCACAGCGGGCCAAGACGAAGCGGGUGGACGAGUCCACGUUCUACUCACUGAUUCAGUAUUUCGCGAUCGUGCUGUUCGAGUGCGCCGAAAGCGAGGACUACUCUCCGGCCAAAACGCUUAUGAACAUGUGCUUUACCUUUUACCAUGAUAUUGACGUACCGGGCUGUGAUCCGUACCGGGAGUACCUGUACACCUAUCUGCGCGAUCAACCGAUCUGGCAGACGUUGCGCUUCUGGAACGCGGCCUUCUUCGAUGCACUUCAGACGGAACGGAAACACCGGCCGGUGCCACCGACCGUCAAGCAUUCCCCCAGUGCACCGCCGUCACACACGAAACAGUCGUCCAAAGGCAGUGGAACCGUCCCCAACAUAGGAGAUCCAUUUCUGGGAGGCACGGAGGAAGCUGCGACUAGCGCAGCGACACUCACCGUUCCAGAGCAGGAGCGGUCCUCGUCCACCAGUGCUUGCGACCGGACUGAUCCGGCAGAGUUGCAGGAGGACAAGCAUUACCAUCAAAAUCUUAGCUUUGGCCAACUGGGAAGUUUCACGUGUAACAUGCACGCAUUUGGACUGUCCCGUGAGCUGUGCAAUGAGUUCCUGGUGAAGCAGAGUGUCAUCGCCAAUCUUUCACCUGAGCAACAAAAAUUGCUUCAGGAAAACGUAGAUCGCAUGUACCGCGAGACGGACCCGUGGCGGGAGAACUAGGACACACCAAGCGAAUGAUAGAGCGCAACGCAACCGACCUGCUACAAAGGGGGUCGAGUCGAAGGGAUAGUAUUUUGUGAUAACUUUUUGUGAUGUCCAAUAGCCGAGGAGCCCGAUAAUUGGUCCUGUUUCCUAUGAAAGAUCGAUACGCAUCCAAAAGAAGAUAGUCUAAUCGAUCUACAAUCAGGCAUCUUUGAGCAAUAGAUUUCCAUACCCUGCGCAUUUGCCUACUCAAGGUAUGGUAGUUCCUUCAGGAUUUUUAAUACCCCGCAUUGCUAGUUGCUGCAGUGUUUUGAUUUAACGUUUAAUUAAUAGUAAUUUCGGAUGGAAUGGACAUCUGUUUCUGAAGUGCUGAACAGUAUCAGAGUGUCGAAAAAAUGGAAAUGUAUAGAUCACGAAAGCAAUACAACCAAUCCGGCGAGUGAUGUGCAAAAGCAUUUGACAAUAAAGCAUACAGACGGGAUUAAAGCAAAGAGGAUGGAAUCAAGCAAAACUGAACAAUACGAUAACAAGAGGAGCUGCUGCUUAACGUAUCGCGCCCGCGUGCGAUUGCAGAGGGUAUUAAAGUAUAUCAUUCCAAUAAGAAAUGAACCACAAGAAGUGAUCAGAGCAGAUCGAAAGAUCGUUAAACUAUUCGAUAAUGAGCAAUGCUUUAAGUAGGGUUAAAGAAGACACAGACAAACACACGAGGUACUAACGCAGAAGGAUACGCCAGCACUACUACACACCCAGUUGUUAUGUCGAAUAGGCAAUAAGGAGCAAAAACACACAACUCUUUGAGCAGCAAGUAAGAAGAUAACAUAAUCGUGAUACAAAACGUUAACUAGUUCAUAAAAUAUUUCCAAAAGUAUUCCGCGGCGUGCGGCUGGUGAUGUUAGGGACAGGAGAAGCUCGAACCGGGACGCCAAGACGCAGACACACGGUGGUACAAGGUGUGGAUGGUAUUGCAGCCGCAUCUAUUUCCAAGUACAUAGAUUUCUCGCCUAUCACAAACUAAACCAAACAACAGAAUAAACCCUCAAACCAAUUCGAAUGCAACGGUUACGGCUAAAGUUGACUUGAAAGAAAAAUGAAACAUUUGUAGAUUAUAAACCUUCUCGUUUGUCUCUUAAGUACGUUCUAUCUUAGUAACUUUGCGUCUUUUAGGUGGUAUGCUAACCUUUUU